Messenger RNA from Chenopodium quinoa (quinoa), 1857 nucleotides. RefSeq names its product magnesium transporter MRS2-3-like. Lineage: Eukaryota; Viridiplantae; Streptophyta; Magnoliopsida; Caryophyllales; Amaranthaceae. The record is from RefSeq and is a predicted model, not a curated record. Bases 207 to 1646 code for a protein of 479 amino acids. The transcript has 6 exons. Gene Ontology annotation, biological process: magnesium ion transport. Gene Ontology annotation, molecular function: magnesium ion transmembrane transporter activity.
UUAAUACUACUCCGUACUAAUUUUAUCAUUUCAUUAGAAAAUUCCAAGAAAAAGGAAACUUGCUCCUUUCUUUAAUCUUCAUUCUUCACUGCUGAGUGCUGACUAAUCGAAAGAAUCAAAACAAACCAACUCCACCAGGCAUGUAAACACAGCGCCACCAAAACCAGGAAAGAGAGAAAACCCAAUUUUAAACAAUACAAAAAACAAUGAGGCCCGACGACGAGCCCGAGAUAGCCCGUCCUGGAUUGGUGCCGGGUUUGAUCGGCGGGCACCGGAAAAAGGGGACCGGGGUUCGAGCCUGGCUAGUGAUUGACUCAGUAGGUCAGGCCCAAGUGGUUGAAGCAGGGAAGCACUCUAUCAUGCGACGAACGGGCCUCCCGGCCCGAGACUUGAGGAUAUUGGACCCCCUUCUUUCAUACCCAUCAACUGUUCUUGGAAGAGAGAGAGCGAUUGUGAUAAAUUUGGAGCAUAUUAAAGCAAUUAUUACUGCCCAAGAAGUUCUUUUGCUCAAUUCUAAAGAUCCUUCUGUCACCCCUUUUGUUGAGGAGCUUCAAAGAAGAUUAGUGCGUCUGCAUCAAGCUACCAAAAUUCAGGAUGCUGGAGGUGGGGCAGAUAAUUCUGAGUGGCGAAAUCUAUAUGACCUUGAGGAGCCCCCAAGCACUGAUGUUAGCCCUCCAGAUGAUCUUUGCGGCUUCCCUCCACGUCAAGGGGUGAGUGAUGAUAAGAAUAGCUUGGAGGAAAAGGAAGAUUUGAAGAACAGAGAUGGAGUGAAGGUCCUUCCGUUUGAAUUUAUAGCACUGGAGGCUUGCCUUGAAGCAGCUUGUAGUUCCUUAGAUAAUGAGGCGAGGACAUUGGAGCAAGAAGCUCAUCCAGCCUUGGAUAAGCUAACAUCAAAAAUCAGCACCCUGAACUUGGAACGUGUUAGGCAAAUUAAGAGUCGCCUAGUGGCUUUAACUGGGCGUGUCCAGAAGGUGAGAGAUGAACUUGAGCACCUGCUAGAUGAUGAUGAUGAUAUGGCUGAAAUGUACCUAACUGAGAAGCUAGCCGAGCAAAACCUUGAUGAUUCCUCCGUUUCUUCUGUUAAUGAGCAUGAUUAUGUUAGUGAUGGAGUCCAAGCUGAAAUGGAAGAAAGGAUGCCUGCUGAAAUAUCGGAAGUUAAUGGGGGUUCAGGCAGAUAUGAAAGUGAUGCCAACCCACAAGACCAAUAUUUUGGAGUGCCUGCGCGACUAGCCAGAAGUGGGACACGUACUAGCACAACACACAGUGCCAUAAGCAAGCACCUUGAUGUGGAGGAGCUUGAAAUGCUUUUGGAGGCAUACUUUGUUCAGAUCGAUGGCACACUUAAUAAACUCACUACGUUGCGUGAGUACGUGGAUGACACAGAGGAUUACAUUAAUAUAAUGCUGGAUGACAAACAGAAUCACCUUCUGCAAAUGGGGGUCAUGCUCACAACUGCAACUUUAGUCGUGAGUGCUUUCAUUGUUGUUGCUGGUAUCUUCGGGAUGAAUAUCCACAUCGAGCUGUUCGAUCCAGACAAAGCUGGAGAUCCGGAAUUUCUCUGGACUGUUGGUGGUGGAGCAACAGGUUGCUUAGCCCUUUAUGUUAUUGCUGUCGCCUGGUGCAAGCACAAGCGUUUGCUAGAGUGAUCACACAAGUGGCCAUUGCAAGAAUGAUGUGGUGUAAUUGGUUUGUAUAGGUUUGAUAUGAAAGUAAAUUUUUUGCUUAGAUGCACUGAACCAUGUAAAUUAGCAAAAUAAGCUGUUGUAAUUUUGUCGAUGGAUUUCAAUACAUAUUCAGACCGGAUUUUGAUUUACACAGCUAUUAUAUACAAGUUUUACAUAUAUACUUCCCACUCCA